Mercenaria mercenaria is the source of this 1790-nucleotide messenger RNA. RefSeq names its product retinal homeobox protein Rx1-like. NCBI's taxonomy places the organism in Eukaryota, Metazoa, Mollusca, Bivalvia, Venerida, Veneridae. Gene Ontology annotation, biological process: regulation of transcription by RNA polymerase II. The coding region runs from base 243 to 1334 and encodes 363 amino acids. Gene Ontology annotation, molecular function: RNA polymerase II transcription regulatory region sequence-specific DNA binding; DNA-binding transcription factor activity, RNA polymerase II-specific. The record is from RefSeq and is a predicted model, not a curated record. The transcript is spliced from 3 exons.
UUCUCAAGUGUUUUCGUGCGUUGAAUAGACUCAAUUUGUGGCAAUUUACUGAUUUAAUUACCUUAAAAGGCUUACAACACAGAAAGAAGUUUGUAAUUGGAAUCGAGCAGCGAUAAAAUUAGACAGUUUCAGAAUAAACAUUGUAAAAUGUUGCUUUAAUUUCGGAACUUAAAAAUUCUUAAAGUUUCUUUGGACUUAAUCGGAAUAACAGUAUUAUAUAUUAAUAGUAUAUAGAUACAUUUAUGAUAAAGACAUUUUGGAAAAUGGAAAAUUCAGAGAAAGUUGUUGAAAAGGUACCUACGCCGAAACCUCUAUCUUCGUCAGUGAAGUACAGUAUCGAUAGUAUUCUUGGACGGACGGACAAGAAGAUAUCCGCAGACGAGCAUCUUCCGGCUCAAGUUAUAUGUGAACAGCCAAGGUGCAUAACAGUAAGCAGUCCUUCAGCAGACGUUACUGAAAGGUCACCAGGUACUUCCAGAAAUGGCGAAAACUAUUUCGACUCGAGUCCUGAGAAGUCAGAUCACAGCGAACACUCUCCACCUUGUCUGGAUAAUAGUCAGAGCGAUUUCAAUACUUCGAUGUCUGACCAAGAGGACGCUACCGGAAGUUCGUCAUCUAAGCCACGGAAGCUGCGCAGAAGCCGUACAACUUUUACGACUUUCCAGCUGCACCAACUUGAGCGAGCCUUUGAGAAGACACAAUAUCCUGAUGUCUUCACUAGAGAAGAGCUUGCAAUGAGGCUUGAUCUGAGCGAAGCCCGAGUGCAGGUCUGGUUUCAAAACAGACGAGCAAAAUGGCGUAAAAGAGAAAAGGUGCUGGGCAGAGAAAGUCCAAAUUUCCUCCAUGGGGAUUCUAGUCUAGGUCUAUCUGAUUUGCCUCACGGAUCACCACAUAUCCCAGGUUUCCAGUCUCCAAUGGAGGCAUUCUGGUCCAAUCGAGUGCCGCACCUUACAGGUCUGAAUCCAAUGAUGUCGAUGCCACACGGUCCGAGCGCACUUUCUAGUCUUGCUGCGCAGUACAUGCAGGGAAAAAUAAACUUCAGUGGCCUUUUCCCGAGUUAUAUGAUGAAUGGUGGGGCUCCCGUGCAGUCUGGGUUUCCGGGCGUUUACUUGCGGCCCGGUAUUCAUGAUCUAGCCUCAGCCCAUGCGGCGGCAGCCGCCAGCCUCAGCCAACACAUGAAUGGAAGAUUCCAUUCUCCGGAACCCGAACAGGGCCUCGACUUCAGGAGAUCAAGCAUUGACAAACUGCGUCUGAAGGCACAGGAACACUCCCACAUGGACAGAUCGAGCCCAGCUUCUCCCGAAAUCAAAAUUGAGAGUCGUCCUAGAUCAUGAGACCAUGUGCAGUUGAACUAAUUAGUUAAAGUGCAAAAUUAAGAGACAUGACAAUUGUCAGUGAGCGUGUGAUACUAACAAGAGCAAUUUUUAUUAACGUCUUCACAUACUUUUUAGAGAUAUUGUAUUUUGGUCCGAUCAUGUGUCCGUCUGUCCGCGCUAUGUUAACUUCUACGACAAAGACAGAAAAAGCAUGUGACAAUCAUCAGAGAUUUAAGUACUGUAUUAUGAACUGUUUAUUAUUGUGGUUACAUUUUGUUUUGUAUGAAGUAAUCUACAAGUUAAGGGCGAAACUCUUUAUACGACUGAUAAUCAAACAAAGUCCAUGAGAACAUAAAUUUGUUUUUGCGAGACUAUUAUUUUGUAGUGCAUUUUGUUAUUCUAUUUCAUUAUUUUGUUAUGUAUUGUUUUGUUAAAUACUGGUGCUAUAUUGUGUGUAUUAAAUGAUGAAUACAA